Neltuma alba is the source of this 3303-nucleotide messenger RNA. Its product is annotated as receptor like protein 22-like. Lineage: Eukaryota; Viridiplantae; Streptophyta; Magnoliopsida; Fabales; Fabaceae. The coding region runs from base 27 to 3140 and encodes 1037 amino acids. Gene Ontology annotation, molecular function: protein binding. The record is from RefSeq and is a predicted model, not a curated record. The transcript has a single exon.
UCACUCCUUGCCUUCCAACUUUUGUUAUGGCCUUUUCAAUUCUACUCUGUUUCGUUUUUCUUCUUCCUUCCCUUUCUUCUUCCCCUGAUCCAUUGUGUAAUCACCUUGAUCACUCUGCACUUCUCCAAUUCAAGAAUCAAUUCACAGCCUCAUCUGUUUCAAAAACAAGAUCGUGGGGGAAUAGUUCAAAUUGCUGCUUGUGGGAUGGGGUCACAUGUGACUCUGAGUCUGGUCAUGUGAUUGGCCUUGAUCUUAGUUUAAGUUUUCUUCAAGGUCAACUCACUUCAAAUAGCACACUCUUUCAACUUAUUCAUCUUCAAACACUCAACUUGGCUUACAAUGAUUUUGAAGGGUCUUCAAUACCAUCUCAAUUCGGUGACCUUCCUAAUCUCACUCAUCUAAAUUUGAGCUUGUCUCUUUUUACAGGUGAAAUUCCUCCCAGAAUCACACAAUUGUCUAAAUUAGUCUCUCUUGAUUUGUCUGUUAUUUUGGGGAGUUUGAGACUUGAAAAAUCCACAUGGGAACAAAUGAUUUUAAACAUGACUGAUUUAAGAGAGCUUGUCUUAGAUUAUGUGAACAUGUCUUCUAUUACACCAAGCUCCUUUUAUCUGUUUGUGAAUUCAUCAUCCCCUUUGGUUUCCCUCAAACUUAAAGAUACUAAGUUGCAGGGAAACAUCACAAGUGACAUUCUUCGUUUACAAAAUCUUCAACAGCUAGAUUUGUCAGAUAAUAAUAAUCUUAAAGGUCAACUUCCAAAGUCCAAUUGGAGCUCUCCUCUCUCAUCUCUGGAUCUCAGCCUCACAUCUUUCUCAGGAGGAAUAUUUGAUUCGAUAGGUAAUUUGAGGCAGCUUAGUAAUUUAAAUCUGGGAAGUUGUGGAUUUCAAGGACCAAUUCCUCUGGGCUUCAAGAAUCUCACUCAUCUAACUCAUUUGAACCUUGGCUCAAACAAAUUGAGUGGUGAGACUCAAUUCCUUUCAAACCUAAAGCUUCUCUCUUCCUUAAUCCUUAGUAAUAAUGAUUUUAGUGGACAAAUCCCAUCAUUAGUUUCAAGUCUGAAACAUCUCACUGUCUUGGAUUUUUCAGAAAAUAAUUUCAAUGGUGAAAUCACAAAUGUGUUUGGAGAGCUUAGCAAACUAGAGAGUUUAUCAAUUUUUGGAAACAACAUAGGAGGACAGCUUCCACCUUUGUCUAAUCUUUCUCAACUCUCUUCUUUUGAUUGUAGCUUUAACAAACUAGUUGGUCCAAUUCCAAAUGAAAUUUGCAAACUUUCUAAGUUGGUUAAGUUAGAAUUGUCUCAUAACUUGUUCAAUGGAACAAUUCCUUCUGGGUGUUAUUCUUCACCAUCUUUGAAAGAUUUGCAUCUUAAUGACAACCAUCUUACUGGGUCCAUUAGCCAAUUUUCAAGUUACUCAUUGGAAAAGUUUGAUCUUUCCAACAAUAGGUUGGAAGGAAAUUUUUCAGAGUCAAUUUUUGGCCUCACAAAUCUUUCUCUCUUGAGUCUAUCCUCAAAUAAUUUGAGUGGACUGGUUGAUUUUUACCAAUUUUCAAAGUUCCAAAAUCUAGGGACUCUUGAUCUUUCAAACAAUAAAUUUCUUUCACUAAUGAGUGGCUUUAAUGAAAAUGUUGAUCUUUCACUGACCAAACUUUCAACAUUAAAUUUAUCUUCUUUAAACAUCAAUAACUUCCCCCAAUUUUUAGUGAAGCUUCCAGAUUUGAUGAUUUUAUCUCUUUCAAACAACAAGAUCCAAGGGACCAUUCCCAAAUGGUUCAAUGAUGUGGGGAAUGGUUCUUUGUUUUAUUUGGAUCUCUCUCACAAUCUUUUGACUUCAGUUGAGUAUUUUUCAAUGAGAGAUAUCAAAAUUCUUGAUCUUAGUUUCAACAAGUUACAAGGACAUCUACCAAUUCCACCUUGGGGUAUUUUGUUCUUUUCAGUUUCCAACAACAAAAUAAGUGGGCAAAUUUCAUCAUUGAUUUGCAAUGCAAGCUCACUUAUGAUACUCAACUUGUCUCACAAUAAUUUGUCAGGCCCUAUUCCACAGUGCCUUAUGGCCUUCCCAUCCAUUUCUAAUCUAGACCUGCGGAACAAUGGCCUUACUAGAACUAUUCCUGACAAUUUUUCAAAGAACAGUGCGUUGAAAACUUUAAAUCUCAAUAACAACAAACUUGAGGGACCAUUCCCUAGAUCCUUGGCUUAUUGUGAUCAACUUCAAAUUUUGGAUGUGGGAGAGAACCAGAUUGAGGACACAUUUCCCAAUUGGCUUGAAGGUCUACCAGAGUUGCAAGCACUUGUUUUGAGAGAUAAUAAGCUGCAUGGAACUAUUACUAGUUCCAACACCAAGCAUCCCUUUUGGAAGUUAAGGAUCUUUGAUAUUUCCAGCAACCAUUUCAGUGGGUCUUUGCCAGCAGCAUACAUCAAAGAAUUUAAAGGAAUGGUCAAGGUAGACAGUGUUGAAACAGGAUCACUGUACAUGGAAAAUAGAAAUGAUCCCUUAUAUCAGUAUUCAGUGAAGAUCAAUCUGAAAGAUAAUGCCAGGGAGCUUGAAAAGAUCUUAAAAGCAUUCACUAUUCUUGACUUGUCAAGUAAUAAAUUUGAUGGAGAGAUUCCAAAAGUGAUUGGUGAGUUAUAUUCACUGAAAGGACUAAAUUUAUCCCACAAUGGAAUCACUGGUUCUAUUCCUCAAUCAAUGGGGAAUUUGACAAAUCUUGAAUGGUUAGAUCUAUCAUGGAACAAGCUUGUGGGUGAGAUUCCUCCAACAUUGACAAAUCUCAACUUUCUGGCUAUUCUGAACCUUUCACAGAACCAGCUUGAGGGAAUCAUACCAAGAGGUAAGCAAUUUGACACAUUCUUAGAAGUUUCAUAUGAGGGAAAUUCAAAAUUGUGCGGAGUUCCAUUGACAAAAAGUUGCAGCAAGGAUGAAGGAAAACUGCCACAACCAUCUUCAUCAAUGUUCUUUGAUUUUGGUUGGAAACCAGUAGCCAUUGGAUAUGGAUGUGGGAUGAUAUUUGGAAUUUUCAUGGGAUAUCUUAUAUUCUUAAUUGGAAAACCUCAGUGGCUUGUUAGAACUUUUGGAGGUCAAAUUAAGAAACAAAAAAAAGAGACCAGAAAUAGAGUUCGUGCAAAUCGAGGAAGAACAAAUUAGCUGAAGAAUUUGGUUUUGUAUGAUAUUAUAGUUUCUGUGUGUUUGUCAGUUCCCCCCCCUUUUUGCCUUUCUUGUUUGGCAUAUCGUAUCAUGUUUCUCGAGUAUUCUGGUAAUAAUAUGAGCAUAGUAUUUUCUUUUUUCUAAUUUAGUAUGCUCUUAUUCU